Molecule: messenger RNA, 1269 nt
Organism: Alternaria conjuncta
Lineage: Eukaryota; Fungi; Ascomycota; Dothideomycetes; Pleosporales; Pleosporaceae
Exons: 3
Coding region: 1-1269 (422 amino acids)
Biological process (GO): extracellular matrix organization; cell adhesion
Cellular component (GO): extracellular matrix
Molecular function (GO): cell adhesion molecule binding
Source: RefSeq, a predicted model, not a curated record
AUGCGUCCAUCUCAAGUCUUCUCCUACGCCAUCUUGGCAGGAACCAGCAUAGCCCAGGGCGACAUUGGUGCUCUCCUGGCUUCACAACCCGAUCUCAGCACUCUCCUCGAGCUCGUUGGUCUAGUGGAUGGCCUUGCAGACACGCUCUCUGCCGCUUCCAACAUCACCAUCUUCGCUCCUACCAACGAUGCAUUCGCAGCCGUACCACGCGAUGUACCCGAGGGCCAGGCCAUUGAGAACAAGAACGACACCAUUGCCAUCGGCGCCCUACUUGCCAACCACGUCUUCAAGGGCGUCUACCCGGCUAGUGUCAUCACCGAUAUCCCAACCUUUGCACAGACACUCCUCGACAGCUCGUAUGUGAAUGAAAUCCAGCCUUUCUCCAACUUCACCGGAGGCGCCUACAAUGAGCUCGUCAAGAAUGGAGAAGACGUCUGUGUUAUUUCUGGAGAACAAACUAUCUCCACUGUUACUGAAGCUGACAUCAUGCUCGGCGCCGGCAUAACCCUCCACAAAAUCGACACGGUCCUCUCCUUCGGCGCGCCCUUCCAACUCUUCACCUACCGCUCCGGCUACCUCGCCAUGAACGCCGCCCUCUCAGCCGCUUCACUCGCCAUCGACUUCGGCCUCUCGGACCCCUCAUCCACCGGCCUCAACAUCUCCGACUUCACCAUCUUCGUGCCCACCAACGCGGCUUUCGAAGCCAUCGGCUCGGUGCUCGAAUCCGCGGACCAGGCGACGCUGCAGGAGGUGCUCAAGUACCACAUUAUUCCUAGUAAUGUUAUUUUCUCGACUGCGCUGGGUAAUGUGUCGGUGAAGAGUCUGCAGGGCGAGGAGUUGGUGUUUACGGUAACGGAGGAGGGGAGGGCGUGGGUUAAUGGCGCGGAGAUUGUGUUUGCUAAUAGUAUUCUUUUUAAUGGGGUGGCGCAUGUUGUUGAUGGUGUCCUCAACCCUCUCGCUCCUUUCGACCGCGCCUCUCUAGACCCAUCUGCCCCAGCCUCUGACCGCGUCGCUUUCGAAGGCGCAUCUUCCGUCUCUGAACUCCCCUUCUCUAGCGCUUCUCUCGCUUUCGGUGGUGACCUCAUGACCUACACUACCACACCUGAGCUUCUCAAGACUGUUGCUGCUGUUGCGACAGCUACCUCGGGUGUUGACGCUACUACUACAGGUUCGCCUAUGGAGACUUACACUGGAGCUGCCAUGGCGAUGCUGCCUGGUGCGGGUGUGGCUGUUGCUGGUGCUAUGGGUAUCGCUGCUGCGUUUGUCUAG